CACGUUUAUCACUGACUGACAUUGGUCAAUGUUUUGUUUCUAAGUGAAGCACCGCAAUAGUAUGUAGGGCUAAAUACAGAAAAUACACUGUGGCUACCGGUAGCUAAGGACGAUGUUCCUGUGGCAACCCAGGUUGUUGCUUCAUUACCGGAUUCAGCAGCAGCUGACCUGCCGUUGCGUCCACAGCCUGGCUUCAUUCCAGCAGGUCAGCCGGCUACCGGAGAGGAAAUGGCGAGGUGUCGUGUUCCCCUUCAGUUCGCUGGAAGGCCAUCUGGACCGCAGCGUGGACCGGGGAGACUUCCAGCUCUUCCACCCCAGCGAGGAGGACCUCCAGCGGGCAGAGCGACUCUUCACACCCUCUGCUAAGCAUGUCAUCCUCUAUACUUCCUCCGCUGUCCGAAUGGACCACGUACCUGAAAUACAGCAGCCAGAGGUGUGUUUCAUUGGCCGGAGUAAUGUUGGGAAGUCAUCGCUCAUCAGAUCGCUCUUCUCUCUGGCUCCAGAGGUGGAGGUCAGGGUCUCCAAAACGCCGGGUCACACUAAGAAGAUGAACUUCUUCCGAGUGGGCCAGGCCUUUUCUCUGGUGGACAUGCCCGGGUACGGCCAUAAGGCUCCCAGAGAUUUCGUUGACAUGGUGGAGCCUUACCUGCAAGCCCGGGAGAAUCUGGUGCGGACGUUCCUAUUGGUGGAUGGCUCUGUGGGGCCUCAGAGAGCCGACCUGGUUGCCGUGGAGAUGUGUGAGGAGUUUGGCCUGCCCUAUGUGAUGGUGAUGACUAAAAUAGACAAGGUCCGGCCUGGCAUCCUCCUCCCACACUUGCUGCAGGUCCAGAACCUUAUCAAGACCCAGACCAAAUACUGCUUUGCCCAGCCCUUUUUAGUCAGCUCCACACAGUUCUCAGGAGUUCACCUGCUCAGGUGUUUCAUCACCCACGUGACAGGGAACCUUCAGAUGGAUUCGACUACCAGCUGAGGACACACACACACACACACACACACACAUGCACGCAUGCACAAACACACGCAUGCACACAUGCGCGCACACACACACACACACACACACACACACACACACACACACACACACACACAUGCACACAUGCACAUACACAUGCACCACUGACCACCACUGAUCAGCACUGAUGCGUCGUGUUCCUGAUGACCUGUGCGCUGUGCUGCUGGUCCUGGAUCCUGGACUGAGCCCUGAUGACCUCUGGCCUGGACUGAGCCCUGAUGACCUCUGGCCUGAACUGAGCCCUGAUAACCUCUGGCCUCUCAGCACCAGACUCCCUCUCUCAACCUGCUACAGUGGGCCUUACACAAGUCUAACGUCCCAGGUGUGAACACUGCCCCCCCUCCCCACUCACCUGUCCCAGGUGUAACUUUGACCACCCCCACCUGCCCCAGGUGUCCCUUUGACCCCGCUCUGUGUUGUUGGAGAUGACUGCUGUGUCAGUGACCUCUGCCCUCUGACCUUGUCUCAGAAGUGAGUGGAAUGUUCAGAGAUAUAAGGCUAUAAUGUUUGCUCAGUUUUGACUGUAUUUGCUUUGCUUCAGAGCCCUGGAGAGAUAUAAGGCUCUGCUUUGCUCUUGCUAUGUAUGUUAUACUUCAGAAAUCAGACUUCAAAGUGCCUCCACUGCUUUGGACUAGCCGAGCCUGUGUGUUUGGUCCACAGUCUAAAUGGACAGUUGGACUAGCCAAGCCUAUGCGUUUGGUCUGCUAGCCGAGCCUGUGUGUUUGGUCCACUAGCCAAGCCUGUGUGUUUGGUCCACAGUCUAAAUGGACAUGGGAGAAGUUGACGUCAGAGCUGCUGUUGUGUUUGCAUCACAGUAGCCUAGCAGACAUAGUAGUUGAGCCAAACAUGUAUUUAUUCUAAUGUAGUCUGAGAUUAUGUUUAUUUUUUAAUAAAUAUCAUUUUUAUAUAUAUAUAUAUAUAUA
This is a messenger RNA of Alosa alosa (allis shad), 1935 nucleotides long. RefSeq names its product GTP binding protein 8 (putative) (gene gtpbp8). Gene Ontology annotation, cellular component: mitochondrion. The record is from RefSeq and is a predicted model, not a curated record. Gene Ontology annotation, molecular function: GTP binding. NCBI's taxonomy places the organism in Eukaryota, Metazoa, Chordata, Actinopteri, Clupeiformes, Clupeidae. Bases 113 to 970 code for a protein of 285 amino acids. The transcript has 6 exons.